Molecule: messenger RNA, 7863 nt
Organism: Nerophis lumbriciformis (worm pipefish)
Lineage: Eukaryota; Metazoa; Chordata; Actinopteri; Syngnathiformes; Syngnathidae
Source: RefSeq, a predicted model, not a curated record
AUGGUUAUCAUGUCAGGCACGGCAACUGUCCUGCAGCAGUUUGUCGGUGGGCUGAAGAGUCGAAAUGAAGACACCAGAGCGAAGUCUGCAAAGGAUCUGCAACAUUAUGUGACAACAGAGUUAAGAGAGUUAAGUCAAGACGAAGCUACCACAUUCUAUGAUGAAUUAAAUCACCACAUCUUUGAGCUGGUGUCCAGCUCUGAUGUUAAUGAGAAGAAAGGAGGGAUUCUUGCAAUAGUCAGUCUGAUUGGAGUCGAGGGAGGAAAUGCCACCAGGAUCAGCCGUUUUGCUAACUACUUGCGCAACCUGCUACCCUCCAGUGACCCAGUGGUUAUGGAGAUGGCUUCCAAAGCUAUGGGUCACCUUUCUAUGGCCGGGGACACAUUUACAGCUGAAUAUGUUGAGUUUGAAGUGAAGAGGGCUCUGGAGUGGCUCGGAGCAGACAGGAAUGAAGGAAGACGUCAUGCUGCCGUAUUGGUGUUGAGGGAACUGGCUGUUAGUGCGCCAACCUUCUUCUUUCAACAAGUGCAACCUUUCUUUGACAACAUCUUCUAUGCUGUGUGGGACCCCAAACAGGCCAUCCGCGAGGGUGCCGUGUCGGCACUGCGGGCCUGCCUUAUUCUUACCACACAGAGGGAGACCAAAGAAAUGCAGAAACCGCAGUGGUACAAACAAACCUUUGACGAAGCAGAGAAGGGCUUCGAUGAAAGCUUGGCAAAAGAGAAAGGCAUGAAUCGGGACGACAGGUUCCACGGUGCUCUUCUCAUCCUGAAUGAGCUGGUUCGAAUCAGCAGCAUGGAAGGAGAGCGCAUGCGUGAGGAAAUGGAGGAGAUCACACAGCAGCAGCUGGUGCACGAUAAGUACUGCAAGGAGCUCAUGGGCUUUGGAACAAAGCCCCGCCACAUCACCCCUUUUACCAGCUUCCAGUCGGUGCAGCCACAGCAGUCCAACGCGCUCCUGGGCUUGCUUGGUUACAGCACGCCACAGGGCUUUCUCAGUUUCGGAGCUACACCUGUGCCUGCUAAGAGCUCACUGGUGGAGAGCAGAUACUGCCGCGAGCUCAUGGAAGAGCGUUUCGACCAGGUUUGUCGAUGGGUGCUAAAAUACAGAACCAGUAAGAAUCCUCUUAUCCAGAUGACAAUACUCAAUUUGCUGCCAAGGCUUGGUGCCUUCCAACCACAUACUUUUACUGACCAAUACCUGUCGGACACAAUGGGCUACCUGCUAGGCAGCCUUAAGAAGGAGAAGGAGCGGACAGCAGCCUUCCAAGCUCUGGGUUUACUGGUGGUAGCAGUCCGGGCUGAAAUACAGCCGUAUCUUUCCAAGAUCCUGGAGAUUAUAAAGGCAGCUCUGCCACCCAAGGACUUUGCUCACAAAAGGCAGAAGUCCAUUCAGGUAGACGCCACUGUUUUCACAUGUAUUAGCAUGCUUUCUAGGGCUAUGGGUCCUAGCAUCCAACCAGACAUUAAGGAAUUAUUGGAGCCCAUGCUGGCUGUGGGCCUCAGUCCUGCACUGACAGCGGUGCUGUACGAUCUGAGCCGUCAAAUCCCACAGCUGAAAAAGGACAUUCAGGACGGGCUGCUAAAGAUGCUGUCACUGGUUUUGAUGCACAAACCAUUACGUCACCCGGGCAUGCCCAAAGGAUUGGCUCACCAGCUUGCAUCGCCAAGCCUUACCAACAUCCCAGAGGCCAGUGAUGUUGGCAGUAUAACACUGGCCUUGCGCACUCUGGGAAGUUUUGAGUUUGAAGGACACUCCCUCACCCAGUUUGUGCGACACUGCGCUGACCACUUCUUGAACAGCGAGCACAAGGAAAUCCGAAUGGAGGCGGCUCGCACCUGUUCCCGACUCCUCACCCCCUCCAUACAUCCAAUCAGCGGCCAUGUUGUGAGUCAGACAGCAGUCCAGGUUGUUGCAGAUGUGCUAAGUAAACUUCUAGUGGUUGGCAUCACAGAUCCAGAUCCAGAUAUCCGCUACUGUGUGUUGGCGUCUCUGGAUGAGCGCUUUGAUGCCCACCUUGCCCAGGCAGAGAACCUGCAGGCACUCUUUGUGGCCUUGAAUGAUGAAGUGUUUGAGAUCAGAGAAUUGGCUAUUUGCACAAUCGGACGCCUAAGCAGUAUGAACCCAGCUUUCGUCAUGCCCUUCUUACGCAAGAUGCUCAUUCAGAUCUUGACAGAACUGGAGCACAGUGGUGUUGGAAGAAACAAAGAGCAGAGUGCCCGUAUGCUCGGUCAUCUGGUGUCUAAUGCUCCCCGCCUCAUACGGCCAUACAUGGAGCCCAUCCUCAAGGCACUGAUCCUUAAAUUGAAAGACCCAGACCCAAAUCCUGGUGUGGUUAUUAGUGUCCUUGCCACCAUUGGGGAAUUGGCUCAGGUGAGUGGUCUGGAGAUGAGAAAGUGGAUGGAUGAGCUUUUUCCUAUCAUCAUGGACAUGUUGCAAGACUCAUCCUCUUUAGCCAAGCGACAGGUGGCACUGUGGACUUUAGGCCAACAGGUGGCCAGCACUGGUUAUGUGGUGGAGCCCUACAGAAAGUACCCGUCCCUUCUUGAGGUGCUGCUCAACUUCCUCAAGACCGAACAGAACCAGGGGAUCAGAAGAGAAGCCAUCCGCGUUCUUGGUCUGCUUGGAGCUCUAGACCCGUACAAGCACAAAGUGAACAUUGGCAUGAUCGACCAGUCACGAGAUGCCUCCGCAGUCAGUCUUUCUGAGUCCAAGUCUAGUCAAGAUUCAGCUGAUUACAGCACUAGUGAGAUGCUGGUCAAUAUGGGCAACUUGCCCCUGGAUGAGUUUUACCCAGCGGUGGCAAUUGUUACUCUGAUGCGCAUCCUGAGAGAUCCCUCACUGUCAAACCACCACACCAUGGUCGUCCAGGCUGUCACGUUUAUAUUCAAGUCUCUGGGUUUAAAGUGCGUCCAGUUCCUACCGCAGGUCAUGCCCACAUUUCUAAAUGUGAUUCGUGUCUGCGAUGCUAGCAUCCGAGAGUUCCUCUUUCAGCAGAUGGGAAUGGUCGUAUGCUUUGUUAAGAUUCACAUCCGCCCCUACAUGGAUGACAUAUUCACCCUCAUCAGAGAGUACUGGACACCCAAUAAUCCCAUGCAGAACACCAUCAUCCUUCUGAUCGAACAGAUCGUGGUGGCGCUGGGUGGAGAGUUUAAACUCUAUCUGCCUCAGCUCAUCCCUCACAUGUUGCGUGUCUUCAUGCAUGACAACAGCACUGGGCGCAGUGUUACCAUAAAGCUUCUAAAUGCCAUCCAGCUGUUUGGUGCCAACCUCGAUGACUACCUCCACCUGUUGCUGCCACCCAUUGUCAAGCUGUUUGAUGCACCCGAUGUGCCACUGCAGGCCCGCAAGGUUGCCUUGGAGACUUUGGACAGGCUUACAGAAUCCCUGGACUUCACCGAUUACGCUUCCCGCAUUAUUCACCCCAUUGUCCGGACUCUUGACAGUACGCCCGAAUUGCGCUCCACCUCCAUGGACACCCUGUCCUCACUUGUGUUCCAGUUAGGCAAGAAGUACCAGAUCUUCAUCCCCAUGGUAAAUAAAGUGAUGCUGAAGCACCGGAUCAACCACCAACGCUAUGACAUACUAAUAUGUCGUAUUGUUAAGGGCUAUACUCUGGCAGAAGAGGAAGAAAACCCUCUGAUCUUUCAGCACCGCCAUCUACGUGGUAACCAAGGUGAUACACUGGUUAGCGGACCAGUGGAGGCAGGACCAAUGAAGAAACUUCAUGUCAGCACAACAGCACUUCAGAAGGCUUGGGGUGCCGCUAGAAAGGUUUCCAAAGAUGACUGGCUAGAGUGGUUGAGACGCUUAAGUGUCGUCCUGCUGAAGGAGUCUUCCUCCCCAGCGCUGCGAUCGUGUUGGUCGUUGGCUCAAACCUACAUCCCACUGGCCAGGGACCUUUUCAAUGCGGCCUUUUUAUCCUGUUGGUCUGAGCUGAGUGAAGACCAGCAGGAUGAGCUGAUCCGCAGCAUCGAGUUAGCGCUGACGUCGCAGGACAUCGCAGAGGUCACGCAGACGCUACUUAACCUCGCAGAGUUCAUGGAACACAGUGACAAGGGCCCUCUGCCAUUGAGAGAUGACAAUGGCAUUGUACUGCUUGGUGAGAGAGCUGCCAAAUGCCGCGCCUAUGCCAAGGCUUUGCAUUACAAAGAGUUGGAGUUUCAAAAAGGUCCUUCGCCUCUCAUCCUGGAAUCUCUUAUCAGUAUCAACAACAAACUGCAGCAGCCAGAAGCUGCAUCAGGUGUGUUGGAGUAUGCCAUGAAACAUUUUGGUGAGCUGGAAAUCCAAGCCACCUGGUAUGAGAAACUCCAUGAGUGGGAGGAUGCCCUGGUGGCAUAUGACAAGAAGAUUGACAUGAACAAAGAGGAUCCAGAGCUCAUCCUGGGCAGAAUGCGCUGCUUAGAGGCCCUGGGAGAAUGGGGCCAGUUACACCAGCAAUGCUGUGAGGAGUGGACUCUUGUCAGUGAAGAAACCCAGGCCAAGAUGGCUCGCAUGGCUGCCGCGGCCGCUUGGGGACUAGGACACUGGGACAGCAUGGAGGAAUACACAUGCAUGAUACCAAGAGACACACAUGAUGGUGCUUUCUACAGGGCAGUGCUAGCCCUGCAUCAGGACCUGUUCUCAUUGGCCCAGCAGUGCAUUGACAAAGCAAGAGACCUACUUGAUGCUGAGCUGACAGCCAUGGCUGGAGAGAGUUACAGUCGAGCCUAUGGGGCAAUGGUGUCGUGCCAGAUGCUGUCUGAGCUGGAGGAGGUGAUUCAGUACAAGCUUGUGCCUGAGAGGAGGGACAUCAUUAGGGAAACAUGGUGGGAGAGGCUUCAGGGUUGUCAGCGAAUCGUAGAGGACUGGCAAAGGAUCCUAAUGGUCAGGUCGUUGGUGAUCAGCCCUCAUGAAGAUAUGAGGACGUGGCUAAAAUACGCCAGUCUUUGUGGCAAAAGUGGACGUCUGGCUUUGGCCCAUAAGACCCUGGUUCUCCUUUUGGGUGUUGACCCGUCCAAGCAACUUGAUCACCCACUCCCCACAGCCCACCCACAUGUCACAUAUGCAUAUAUGAAGUACAUGUGGAAGAGUACCCGCAAGAUUGAUGCCUUUCAGCACAUGCAGCACUUUGUGCAAGGGAUGCAGCAGCAAGCCCAGCAUGCCAUUGCAGCUGAAGACCAAAAACACAAACAGGAGCUCCACAAAUUGAUGGCCAGAUGCUUCCUGAAGUUGGGAGAGUGGCAACUUAGCCUGCAGGGCAUCAAUGAGAGCACCAUCCCCAAAGUCUUGCAGUAUUACAGCCAUUCAACCGAGCAUGACCGCAAUUGGUACAAGGCCUGGCACGCGUGGGCAGUAAUGAAUUUUGAGGCGGUGCUGCAUUACAAACAUCAGAACCAGGCUCGUGAUGAGAAGAAGAAGUUGCGACACGCCAGCGGUGCCAGUGCCAACGGUGAGGCCAGCAACAGCGACAGUGAGGUUGACGGCAACGACCACAGUCCAGUCCCCUCGCCAGGACAAAAAAAGGUUAAUGAGGUGAGAAUAACAUUGCUUCUCUACACUGUUCCUGCUGUUCAAGGAUUCUUCCGCUCCAUUUCUCUGUCCAGAGGCAACAACCUGCAGGACACACUCAGGGUUUUGACUUUGUGGUUUGACUAUGGCCACUGGCCUGAAGUAAAUGAGGCGCUUGUCGAGGGCAUCAAGACCAUCCAAAUAGAUACCUGGCUUCAGGUGAUUCCACAGCUCAUUGCUCGAAUUGACACACCUCGUCCUCUGGUGGGUCGCCUCAUCCACCAGCUGCUUACAGACAUUGGACGAUAUCAUCCACAAGCUUUGAUCUACCCACUAACUGUGGCCUCUAAGUCUACCACCACAGCUCGCCACAAUGCUGCAAACAAAAUCCUGAAAAACAUGUGUGAACACUGCAACACUCUAGUUCAACAAGCUAUCAUGGUUAGUGAGGAACUUAUUCGAGUGGCCAUCUUGUGGCAUGAGAUGUGGCACGAGGGCCUCGAGGAGGCGUCACGUCUGUACUUUGGAGAGCGCAAUGUCAAGGGCAUGUUUGCUGUUCUUGAACCCCUGCACGCAAUGAUGGAGAGGGGGCCACAGACUUUGAAAGAGACUUCUUUUAAUCAGGCUUAUGGCAGGGACCUGAUGGAGGCUCAGGAUUGGUGCAGGAAGUACAUGCGCUCUGGAAAUGUGAAGGACUUGACCCAGGCCUGGGACCUGUACUAUCAUGUGUUCAGGCGCAUCUCCAAACAAUUGCCACAGCUGACUUCCUUGGAGCUGCAGUAUGUUUCUCCAAAAUUACUGAUGUGCCGCGACCUCGAACUGGCUGUCCCUGGAACCUAUGACCCCAACCAGCCCAUUAUUCGCAUCCAGUCCAUUGCACCGUCCCUCCAGGUCAUCACUUCUAAGCAGCGACCACGAAAACUCACUAUUAUGGGCAGCAACGGCCAUGAAUUCAUGUUCCUGUUAAAGGGACAUGAGGAUCUCAGGCAGGAUGAGAGAGUCAUGCAGUUAUUUGGCCUGGUCAACACGUUGCUGGCAAACGACCCUGCAUCCUUGCGCAAGAACCUCAGCAUCCAGCGCUACGCAGUGAUCCCCUUGUCCACAAACUCUGGGCUGAUCGGCUGGGUUCCUCAUUGUGACACUCUGCAUGCCCUUAUUAGAGACUACAGAGAAAAGAAAAAGAUUCUGCUCAACAUUGAACAUCGUAUCAUGCUCAGGAUGGCACCUGACUAUGACCACCUGACACUGAUGGAGAAAGUGGAGGUGUUCGAGCAUGCUGUUAACAACACUGCUGGUGAUGACCUGGCGAAGCUCUUGUGGCUAAAAAGCCCCAGUUCUGAGGUGUGGUUUGACAGGAGGACAAAUUAUACCCGCUCUCUGGCUGUGAUGUCAAUGGUCGGCUACAUCCUGGGACUUGGCGACAGGCAUCCUUCUAAUUUGAUGUUGGAUCGAUUAAGUGGAAAGAUCCUCCAUAUUGACUUUGGGGAUUGUUUUGAAGUUGCCAUGACUAGGGAAAAAUUCCCUGAAAAGAUCCCAUUCAGAUUGACGAGGAUGCUGACAAACGCCAUGGAGGUGACUGGCUUGGAUGGUAACUACCGGAUCACGUGCCACACGGUGAUGGAAGUACUAAGGGAGCACAGGGACAGUGUUAUGGCUGUGCUGGAAGCCUUUGUCUACGACCCACUGCUCAACUGGAGACUAAUGGACACUAACACAAAAGGCAACAAGCGCUCGCGCACUAGAACGGACUCGUACACGGCGGGUCAGUCUGUAGAGGCCCUUGAGGGAAUAGAAAUAGGUGAGACUACGCACAAGAAACCAGGGACCACAGUGCCUGAAUCCAUUCACUCUUUCAUCGGAGAUGGCUUGGUGCAACCCGAAGCCCUCAACAAGAAAGCCAUUCAAAUUAUCAACAGAGUACGAGAUAAGCUUACAGGUCGAGACUUUUCUCAUGACGAGACUCUCGACGUGCCAACACAAGUGGAACUGCUAAUAAAGCAGGCCACAUCCCAUGAGAACCUGUGCCAAUGCUACAUUGGAUGCAUCCCGUACUAUAGAAUUCCAGCCCCCGCGACACGCUCCCAAUGCCGCCAGGCUCUGGAGAGAGUAUCAUCCUGUAAACUGGAUCCUGCAAUGGAGCACUAUCCUCGGGUGGGGAUCAAGCAGCCACGCCUCCUCCGACAUCGGCCGGUUUGUCCGGCGAUCAUUCUCCAGCUGAUGCCCCCUCAACGAGCAUUCUUCCAGCAGCAGGGGAACGACGAGCUUGCCCAACGCCGAUCUUUGAAGGCUGUCACCGUCGCCGCCCUGUGUGACAUGAGCUGCUUCUCCCUCAACGAGCACUCCUGCACGCAGCAGGGGAACGACGAGCUGUAA